GAGUCAGUCUGAUACAUUUGACACAAUAAACAUACAUAAACAGACUGAUGCUAUCAAACUGAAAUGACCAAACAAUUACAUUUAUAUUAUGCACUUUGUUAGCAUCUUUUCACUGGUCUUUACUUUUGUCCUCCCAACACUUCCUUUGGAAGAUUGUGCACAAGGUUUGGCAGCUGAUUUGUACUUUCUAGUGGAUUCAUCAUGGAGUAUGGGUCAAGAGAACUUUGAGCAUGUCAGACACUUUCUGUACAGCUUGAUACAAUCUCUGCACCAGGUCGGAGGAGAAAGGUUUAAAUUUGCCCUUGUACAGUACAAUAGCAGGCCCCACACUGAGUUCCAGCUCAACAGCUACAAAACUGCACAGGGAGUCCUGGCACACAUCAAGGCUAUGUCUUACCGUGGUGGGGGCACGCGAACUGGCCUGGGUUUGGAUUUUCUGAUACAUACACAUUUGACCGCUGCUUCGGGCAGCCGUGCUGCUGACGGAGUCGCCCAGGUGGUGGUGGUGCUAACAGACGGCCGCUCGCAGGAUGAUGUUGCCGAGCCAGCUCAAGUGCUGCGGAUGGCAGGCGUGGAGAUGUUUGCAGUUGGAGUUCAGGAUGCAGUGGACUGGGAGCUCAGGGAGAUGGCUAGCCAGCCUCAAAGCACUCACGUUUUCAGUGUAGACACUUUCCCAGCCUUACAGAGUAUAAUUCAAGAUUUAGUUGUGGGACUUUGUGAUGCAGUGACCCAGUCAGGGGGGUUUCCUGUGGCAAAUGAGGCCCCUGUGGCUGGAGGAGGGACAGCACAAGACACAGCUGACCUAGUACUGUUAAUUGAUGGAUCACAGAACGUUGGAGCAGCAAACUUCCCGUAUGUGCGUGAAUUGGUUUUGAGAAUCAUUGAGCGCCUUGAUGUGGGCAGGGACACUGUUCGGGUGGCCUUGGUCCUGUACAACAGCAGCCCAGAGAUAAAGUUCUAUCUAAAUAGCUUUUACAGCAAAUCAUCAGUCCUGGAUGCUGUGAAAGCCCUCACCUACACAGGGGGCGAUGAGUCUAACCUGGGGGCUGCCUUGGAGGAAGUGGCCGAGAGCCUUUUAAGUGAAACAUCUGGGAGCAGGGCUGACGAGGGUGUGCCCCAGAUGUUGGUGGUUAUCACUGCCGGGCCAUCCACUGAUGAUACUGGUGCUGGUGACCGAGCUCUUAAGAGGGCCAGUGUUAUCACAUUCGGCAUGGCGAUUGGCGAUACUGCCACUGCAGAUCUGGAAACAAUUGCUACAGAUAGAAGUUUUGUCCAGUCAGCAUCUGAUGUCAGAGAACUUACAAACAUUGGUGACCAACUGCUCCCACUCAUUAACGGGGUGAUCCAGCGCACUAUUAUAGUUCAGAAUGAGUUCACAGAAGUUAUUCAGUCGAAAACAGUUGGAAAUCGAGACAUCAUUUUCCUUAUUGAUGGUACAAUGGGAACAGCAUACAUUAACUCUGUGCGGGCUUUCAUCAGAGAGUUUGUGGAAAGCAUGCCAAUCGGUCCAGAUCAAGUUCAAGUGGGUAUUGCACAGUUUUCUGCUUCCCCGAAAGCUGAGAUGGAUCUCAACACCCAUGGGAGCAAGGAGAAUAUCAUUUCUGCUUUGGGAACUAUCAGACCAAGACCAGGACAGGUGGUCAACAUUGGAGCAGCCUUGAACUUUGUCCGGGAAAGAAUGUUGCAGCCAGAGAAGGGCAGCCGUAUUCAGCAGGGUGUACUCCAGCUUGUAGUGUUGUUAACCAGCAAAAGAUCCAGUGAUAGCGUGGAAGAACCUGCGAAUGCCCUGAGGGAACUAGGUGUGUUGACCCUGGCUGCAGGCGCCAGGGCAGCUAAUGAGCAGGAGCUGAAGCAAAUCGCCCUUGGUGACGAUGCUGUGUUCUACGAGAAGGAUUUGCGAACACUGAUUCGAAAGAACAAAGAGAAAAUGAUAAGUGCUCUUUCUACUUUAGCUGGAGGAGUACCCACCACAACAGUGACGGAGGAAACCAUAGUGGAGACCACAAAAAUGGUCAGAGACAUUGUCUUUCUUGUGGAUGGCUCAAACUAUGUUGGCAGCAGUAAUUUGCCCUAUGUGAGAGACUUCAUGAUCAAUACGAUCAACCAACUUGAUGUAAGUCCCGACAGGGUCCAGAUUGGUCUCCUGCAGUUUGCUGACCGUCCAAAAAUAGAAUUUUACCUGAGCAACUACAGGACCAAGGAAGAGGUUGUAGAAAAAAUCUCUCAACUCAGGCUGACUGGAGGCUCAGCUUUGAAUACAGAAGCUGCCAUGAAUUAUACCCUGGACAACAUGUUUCACUCAUCAAGGGGGUCACGCAGAAGGCAAGGAGUCCAGCAGGUGUUGGUUCUGAUCACAGGUGGUCCACUUCAAGAUCAGGUUAAAUCUGUGGCUGAUAGGUUGGCUCUGGCUGGUGUUUUGACUUUCACAGUCAGUUCUGGACAAGCAGAUAAGGCCCAACUGCAGAAUGUUGCCUUUGUUCCAGAUUUGGCUUUCCAUGCAUCAAGCUUCUCUGGUUUACCAGGCCUGGCUGAACAAAUCAUGCCAGGGUUGGUAACAGUGGUUGGUGCUACCGACGUGACAGUAUUCCAAGAGGAAACUGUUGUUGGAGCUGAAAGAGAUGUUGCUUUCCUCAUUGAUGGCACAGAUAGAGUUCGAGCAGAUUUUGCCUACAUACGGGAUUUUAUCAUUAAAGUAAUCGAACCACUUGACAUUGGAGAUGACAAGGUACGAAUUUCAGUGGUUCAACACAGUGAAAGGCCAGCUGCAAGUUUUUUCCUUAACACUUAUAAAACCAAAGAUGAAGUGAUAAGAGCUGUCCAAGGACUCAGAGUGAAUGGUGGACGUAGUUUAAACACAGGAUCUGCUCUGAGAUUCAUGAAAGACACCAUCCUGUCUGGCAGUAAUGGUGGUCGUGCUUCACAAAAUGUCCCUCAGUUUCUGAUUGUUUUGACUGGAGACCGAUCUACGGAUAAUGUAAAGGAACCCGCUGGAGCACUGAAGACAGAUGGAGUUGUACCGUUUGGUGUUGGUGUCAAGGAUGCAGACCCAAAGCAGAUUGAGGCCAUCUCGCACAACCCUUCUUUUGCCUUCAACGUUAAGGAAUUCAGUGAGCUCAGCACCAUACCGCAAAGACUCAAUAAUUAUGUGAGCCUACCAAGGGAAGAGUUAGAGGUCGUCCUACAGCAUGUUGAAUUAGAAUCUCCUCAAAGAGACAUAGUAUUCCUUUUGGAUGGAUCGGAUAAUACACAAAGUGACUUCCCAGCAAUAAGGAGUUUUGUGGAACAAAUAGUAGAAACACUCACUGUUGAUGAGAACAGAGAUCGUGUUUCUGUGGUUCAGUAUAGUGGAGAUCCACAGACACAUUUCAAUUUGAACACCUACAUCGCAAAACAAGAUGUUCUCAGUGCAAUCCAACGUUUGAACCAUAAAGGAGGCAUAUCCCUCAACACUGGGGUAGCUCUUGACUAUGUAAGAAAAAAUGCUUUUGCCGAGUCCUCAGGUAGUCGGCAUCAACAAGGUGUCCCUCAGAUAUUGAUUCUGCUGAGCGGUGGAAGAUCUCAAGAUGAUGUUGCAAGUGCUGCUGCUGCUCUAAAACAGGAAAAAAUUGUUCCAUUCUGUGUGGGUACCAGAAAUGCAAACAUACUUGAGCUCCAAAUGAUCGCACAUGACCCUUCCUAUGCCUUCUCCAUAACUCAAUUUGAUGAUAUUGGGAGAAUGCAUGAUCAACUUGUGUCACUUCUAAAAAGGGUUCCUCGGCAGCAGCCAAGACAAAAAUCACAAAGUCCUUUAGCUCCUGCAGGUCAAAAUGAACCCAUUCAACGGGAUAUUGUGUUUUUACUGGAUUCCUCUGAUAAAAUGCAGAAAACCUUCAAUGCUGCUCUUGGCUUUGUUGGAAGAAUCAUGGAGACACUCAGUGUGGACAAAAACAAAGAUCGUGUUUCAGUAGUGCAGUACAGCAGAGAACCUUCUGUUGAUUUUCUCCUAAAUACAUACAACACAAAGCAAGAUGUUGCUGACAGUUUGCGAAGGUUGAGGCAUAAAGGAGGUGAACCCCUCAAUACUGGUGCAGCACUGCAGUAUGUCAAGGAUAAUGUUUUAACAGCUUCCUCUGGAAGUAGGCACCAGGAUGGUGUCCCCCAGAUUUUGAUUCUUUUAAUUGGUGGACGCUCCAGUGAUGACGUCAGAAAUGCUGCUGAAAACUUGAAUGAAAUGGGUGUAACAACUUUUGUGGUUGGAAUAGAUCAUGCAGACACCCUUGAGAUUCAGUCUAUUGCACAGAAGUCAGACCGUGCUUUCCAUGCAGCAGAUAUCAAUAAUCUAUCAGAUAUUGAACAACUAAUCAUUUCUACCAUGAAGGAGAUUAAAAACCCUGCCAUGAAACCACCAUCGCACGAUCCCAACAGAAGAGACAUUGUUUUUUUGCUUGAUGGUUCUGAUGAUUCUCAGCAAAAAUUCCCAGAUAUUAUUGACUUUGUACAGAGGAUAACAAAGCAUCUAAACGUUGAUAUAAACAAAGAUCGCAUGGCUGUGGUCCAAUACAGUGACACUGCAGAGAUUAAUUUUAACUUGAGUCGUUAUUCAACAAAGAAGGAUAUUCUUAAAGCAGUAAAUGGUCUGAGACACAAAGGGGGUUAUCCUCACAACAUUGGAGCUGCUCUCCAGUACUUGAAGGAACAUGUAUAUACCCCUAUGUCUGGUAGUAGACAUCAGGAGGGAAUUCCACAGAUACUCAUACUACUGAUUGGUGGACGAUCUGCAGAUGACAUAAGAACCCCAGUCAGAAUGAUGAAGCAAAUUGGUGCAAUUUCAGUUGUUAUUGGGACAUCUGAUGCUGACACUCUAGAGCUACAGACAAUAGCUCAUGAACCCAAGUACGCACUCCCAGUUGCUGAAUAUGGACAACUUCCUAGUGUUCAGGAAGAUGUGUUGGCAUUGUUAAGAGAGGCCUUGCACCAUGUAGAACAAAUUGCUCCCACAGCAGGUCUUGAUCCUAAGAAAAGUGAUGUAGUGUUUCUCAUUGAUGGAUCAUAUGACUCACUGAAUGGUUUUGAAGAAAUACGAAGCUUUAUUGAAAAAACUGUGGAAAGUUUAAAUUUGGGAAAUGAUAGAGACCAAGUGGCUGUUGUUCAGUACAGUCGUGAUGCCACUGCUAAUUUUUACUUGAAUUCUUAUUCUUCCAAGAAUGAUGUGCUAAAUUCCAUAAGAACAAUGAGACAUAAAUUUGGAAGACCACUGAACAUUGGAAAAGCACUGGAGUUUGUCAGAGACAACGUCUUUUCUGCUUCAGUUGGAGGCAGACGUGCAGACUUGGUCCCUCAGUAUCUGUAUGUUUUUAGUGGUGGAAGAUCUGGAGAUGAUGUCAGAGGACCAGCACAAUCACUCAAAGACAAUGGCAUCAAAACCUUUAGUAUUGGAACAGAGAAUGCUGAUACUUUGGAAAUGCAGACUAUCUCCUACACACCAGCACAUUAUUUUUAUGUCACAAACUAUAAUAAUCUACAAAGCUUAGAUCCAUCAGUGGAAGCCAUGUUGAGGGGCACUAAAGAAACAACAGAAUUUUCAACUAUUGAUACAUCUGUGACUGCAGAAGCAGGAUUCCAGAGUGCUGAUAUUGUUUUUCUCCUUGAUGGAUCUGAUGAUAUGCAACCAAGUGAACAACAAACUUUGGAAUUUGUCAGAGAGUUUGUCAAGCAAAUAGAAAUUGGGCCAAAAAAAGCACAAGUUGCUUUAAUCCAGUACAGUACAGAGCCCACAACCGAGUUUCUUCUAAACAAAUACUCACUGAAAGAUGAUAUCAUUAAUCAUUUGGACAACAUGAAACUGAAAGGAGGGUCCACUGUGAACACUGGUGUAGCCCUUGAUUAUGUGAAAAAUAAUGUCUUCACUGCUUCAUCUGGAAGCAGAGCGCUGCAUGCAGUCCCACAGAUACUGAUACUCUUCAGUGGAAGAAAUUCAAAUGAUGAAAUCUUAGGUCCAUUGGAAAGGCUCCGAAAUGCGGGAAUUGUUCUUUUUGGCAUUGGUGUGAAUAAUGCUGAUAGGUUUGAGAUGGAACAAUUAGCUCCUAGAGCAAUGUAUUUUAUAAAGAAUACUUCGGACUUUCCUCAUGUGAGAGAGCAGUUGCUGUCAGUCAUAUCCUCUCUCAAAAGUACUAUCAGCCCUGAUGUAGGUUCAAGCUCCAGCAUAAAACGAGAUAUUGUAUUUCUCAUUGAUGGAUCUGAUGAUGUCAGGAUGAGUUUCAGUGCCAUACGUGAAUUUGUUGGAAAAAUGGUUACAAGCUUUGACCUGGACCAAAGAAAAGAUAAAGUCGCAGUUGUGCAGUAUAGCAACAAUGCUGAACUUAACUUUAAUUUGGAUACUUACAAAACAAAAGUUGAUGUCCUAAAGCACAUUACAAGUCUUAAACCCAAAGGUGGAAGGCCACAGUAUAUUGGGGCAGGACUGCAGUUUGUGAAGGAUAAUGUCUUUGUUCCAAAUGCUGGAAGUCGACAACAUGAAGGAGUCAAACAAAUACUUAUUGUAUUGGCUGGUGGAAGAUCUAGAGAUUCUCCAAGAGGACCAGCCAGUAUGCUUAAAACAGCAGGUGUCACUACAUUUGCAAUUGGAUCAAGAAUGUCCAAUUCAGCUGAGAUGGAAAUGAUUUCAUCAAACCCAAAUUUCAAAUACUCGGUCCCAGACUUUGUAAAUCUGCCGCGAAUUCAAGAAAGUUUGAUGAGUCACUUUACUAAAAUGGCAGUUGAAGGGGAAACAAAGGGAGUGGUCAGACAGCCAGCAGGAAAGGAUGUGGUGUUUUUGCUGGAUGGAUCUGAUGCUACUAGAACUGGAUUCCCAGCUAUGAGAGACUUUGUCCAAAAACAAGUAGAGACACUCAGUGUGGAUGAUGGCAAAGACCGUGUGUCGGUUGUUCAGUACAGCAGCGAUCCAGCCGUCCAGUUCUAUCUGAACACUUACACCACAAAAAGAGAGGUCCUUGACAGUGUCAGAGGUUUGAGGCACAAAGGCGGACGACCCCUCAACACUGGAGCAGCUCUCCGGUACUUGAGGGAUAACGUCUUCACGGCCUCUGCCGGAAGCAGGCGUCCCGAAGGAGUUCCGCAGGUCCUAAUAUUGAUCACUGGUGGAAGAUCAUUUGACAGUAUUGAUGAACCAGCCUCUGCUCUCAAACAGCUGGGUGUCUUGACCAUUGCAAUUGGAACCCGAGGCUCUGACAGCACAGAACUUCAGACCAUAACUGGCGAGCCCAGUCAUGCUGUAUCUGUGUCUGACUUCACUGACCUUCCCAAUGUUCAAGAACAGCUCUCCUCUGUAAUGAGCACAGUGCUAAUGAGGGUCACACCUUUGACCCCAACAGUGACUGUGGUCAGACAGCCAGCAGGAAAGGAUGUGGUGUUUUUGCUGGAUGGAUCUGAUACUACUAGAACUGGAUUCCCAGCUAUGAGAGACUUUGUCCAAACACAAGUAGAGACACUCAGUGUGGAUGAUGGCAAAGACCGUGUGUCAGUUGUUCAGUACAGCAGCGAUGCAGCCGUCCAGUUCUAUCUGAACACUUACACCACAAAAAGAGAGGUCCUUGACAGUGUCAGAGGUUUGAGGCACAAAGGCGGACGACCCCUCAACACUGGAGCAGCUCUCCGGUACUUGAGAGAUAACGUCUUCACGGCCUCUGCCGGAAGCAGGCGUCCCGAAGGAGUUCCGCAGGUCCUAAUAUUGAUCACUGGUGGAAGAUCAUUUGACAGUAUUGAUGAACCAGCCUCUGCUCUCAAACAGCUGGGUGUCUUGACCAUUGCAAUUGGAACCCGAGGCUCUGACCCCAGAGAACUUCAGACCAUAACUGGCGAGCCCAGUUAUGCUCUAUCUGUGUCUGAACUGACUGACCUACCCAAAUUGCAACAGCAACUUGAGUCCCCUGUGGAAGAAACACCUAUUGAAGUCACCCCAGAAUUACCAACCGUAAUUGUUUCACGUGACAGAAAAGAUAUCGUAUUCCUUCUGGAUGGUUCUGAUGGCACAAGGAAUGGCUUCCCUGCCAUGCGUGAUUUUGUAGAGAGAGUGGUGGAGAAACUCAAUGUGGGAGAAAACAAAGACCAUGUCUCUGUGGUCCAGUACAGCAGAGAACCAGAGGUCCAUUUCUAUCUGAACACAUAUACCACAGGGGAGGAUGUGGUGGACUCGGUCAGAGGGCUUAGACACAGAGGAGGAAGACCCCUAAACACCGGGGCAGCUCUCCAAUACGUCAGAGACAACGUCUUUACAAACUCCUCUGGGAGUAGACGCCUGCAGGGUGUCCCACAGAUAUUGAUCUUGCUAACUGGGGGAAGGUCUUUUGACAAUGUAGAUAGCCCAGCCUCAGCUCUCAAACAGCAGGGCAUUUAUGUGAUUGGCAUCGGAACUAGGACCUCAGAUGCUAGAGAGCUGCAGAAAAUAUCAUAUGAGCCCAGUUAUGCUCUGUCAGUAUCCGAGUUCACUGACCUUCCCAGUGUCCAAGAAAAGCUCUCUUCUGUAAUGAACACAGUGAUAGUGAGGGCCACGCCCAUGACACCAACAGUGACCGUGGUCAGACCGCCAGCAGGAAAGGAUGUGGUGUUUUUGCUGGAUGGAUCUGAUACUACUAGAACUGGAUUCCCAGCUAUGAGAGACUUUGUCCAAAAACAAGUAGAGACACUCAGUGUGGAUGAUGGCAAAGACCGUGUGUCGGUUGUUCAGUACAGCAGCGAUCCAGCCGUCCAGUUCUAUCUGAACACUUACACCACAAAAAGAGAGGUCCUUGACAGUGUCAGAGGUUUGAGGCACAAAGGCGGACGACCCCUCAACACUGGAGCAGCUCUCCGGUACUUGAGGGAUAACGUCUUCACGGCCUCUGCCGGAAGCAGGCGGCCCGAAGGAGUUCCGCAGGUCCUAAUAUUGAUCACUGGUGGAAGAUCAUUUGACAGUAUUGAUGAACCAGCCUCUGCUCUCAAACAGCUGGGUGUCUUGACCAUUGCAAUUGGAACCCGAGGCUCUGACCCUAGAGAACUUCAGACCAUAACUGGCGAGCCCAGUCAUGCUGUAUCUGUGUCUGACUUCACUGACCUUCCCAAUGUUCAAGAACAGCUCUCCUCUGUAAUGAGCACAGUGCUAAUGAGGGUCACACCUUUGACCCCAACAGUGACUGUGGUCAGACAGCCAGCAGGAAAGGAUGUGGUGUUUUUGCUGGAUGGAUCUGAUGCUACUAGAACUGGAUUCCCAGCUAUGAGAGACUUUGUCCAAAAACAAGUAGAGACACUCAGUGUGGAUGAUGGCAAGGACCGUGUGUCGGUUGUUCAGUACAGCAGCGAUCCAGCCGUCCAGUUCUAUCUGAACACUUACACCACAAAAAGAGAGGUCCUUGACAGUGUCAGAGGUUUGAGGCACAAAGGCGGACGACCCCUCAACACUGGAGCAGCUCUCCGGUACUUGAGGGAUAACGUCUUCACGGCCUCUGCCGGAAGCAGGCGUCCCGAAGGAGUUCCGCAGGUCCUAAUAUUGAUCACUGGUGGAAGAUCAUUUGACAGUAUUGAUGAACCAGCCUCUGCUCUCAAACAGCUGGGUGUCUUGACCAUUGCAAUUGGAACCCGAGGCUCUGACCCCAGAGAACUUCAGACCAUAACUGGCGAGCCCAGUCAUGCUGUAUCUGUGUCUGACUUCACUGACCUUCCCAAUGUUCAAGAACAGCUCUCCUCUGUAAUGAGCACAGUGCUAAUGAGAGUCACACCUUUGACCCCAACAGUGACUGUGGUCAGACCGCCAGCAGGAAAGGAUGUGGUGUUUUUGCUGGAUGGAUCUGAUACUACUAGAACUGGAUUCCCAGCUAUGAGAGACUUUGUCCAAAAACAAGUAGAGACACUCAGUGUGGAUGAUGGCAAAGACCGUGUGUCGGUUGUUCAGUACAGCAGCGAUCCAGCCGUCCAGUUCUAUCUGAACACUUACACCACAAAAAGAGAGGUCCUUGACAGUGUCAGAGGUUUGAGGCACAAAGGCGGACGACCCCUCAACACUGGAGCAGCUCUCCGGUACUUGAGGGAUAACGUCUUCACGGCCUCUGCCGGAAGCAGGCGUCCCGAAGGAGUUCCGCAGGUCCUAAUAUUGAUCACUGGUGGAAGAUCAUUUGACAGUAUUGAUGAACCAGCCUCUGCUCUCAAACAGCUGGGUGUCUUGACCAUUGCAAUUGGAACCCGAGGCUCUGACAGCACAGAACUUCAGACCAUAACUGGCGAGCCCAGUUAUGCUCUAUCUGUGUCUGAACUGACUGACCUACCCAAAGUGCAACAGCAAGUUGAGUCCUCUGUGGAAGCUGCAGUUAUUGAAGUCACCCCAGAAUUACCAACCGUAAUUGUUUCACGUGACAGAAAAGAUAUCGUAUUCCUUCUGGAUGGUUCUGAUGGCACAAGGAAUGGCUUCCCUGCCAUGCGUGAUUUUGUAGAGAGAGUGGUGGAGAAACUCAAUGUGGGAGAAAACAAAGACCAUGUCUCUGUGGUCCAGUACAGCAGAGAACCAGAGGUCCAUUUCUAUCUGAACACAUAUACCACAGGGGAGGAUGUGGUGGACUCGGUCAGAGGGCUUAGACACAGAGGAGGAAGACCCCUAAACACCGGGGCAGCUCUCCAAUACGUCAGAGACAACGUCUUUACAAACUCCUCUGGGAGUAGACGCCUGCAGGGUGUCCCACAGAUAUUGAUCUUGCUAACUGGGGGAAGGUCUUUUGACAAUGUAGAUAGCCCAGCCUCAGCUCUCAAACAGCAGGGCAUUUAUGUGAUUGGCAUCGGAACUAGGACCUCAGAUGCUAGAGAGCUGCAGAAAAUAUCAUAUGAGCCCAGUUAUGCUCUGCCAGUGUCCGAGUUCACUGACCUUCCCAGUGUCCAAGAAAAGCUCUCUUCUGUAAUGAGCACAGUGAUAGUGAGGGCCACGCCCAUGACACCAACAGUGACCGUGGUCAGACCGCCAGCAGGAAAGGAUGUGGUGUUUUUGCUGGAUGGAUCUGAUACUACUAGAACUGGAUUCCCAGCUAUGAGAGACUUUGUCCAAAAACAAGUAGAGACACUCAGUGUGGAUGAUGGCAAAGACCGUGUGUCGGUUGUUCAGUACAGCAGAGAUCCAGCCGUCCAGUUCUAUCUGAACACUUACACCACAAAAAGAGAGGUCCUUGACAGUGUCAGAGGUUUGAGGCACAAAGGCGGACCCCUCAACACUGGAGCAGCUCUCCGGUACUUGAGGGAUAACGUCUUCACGGCCUCUGCCGGAAGCAGGCGGCCCGAAGGAGUUCCGCAGGUCCUAAUAUUGAUCACUGGUGGAAGAUCAUUUGACAGUAUUGAUGAACCGGCCUCUGCUCUCAAACAGCUGGGUGUCUUGACCAUUGCAAUUGGAACCCGAGGCUCUGACCCUAGAGAACUUCAGACCAUAACUGGCGAGCCCAGUCAUGCUGUAUCUGUGUCUGACUUCACUGACCUUCCCAAUGUUCAAGAACAGCUCUCCUCUGUAAUGAGCACAGUGCUAAUGAGAGUCACACCUUUGACCCCAACAGUGACUGUGGUCAGACCGCCAGCAGGAAAGGAUGUGGUGUUUUUGCUGGAUGGAUCUGAUACUACUAGAACUGGAUUCCCAGCUAUGAGAGACUUUGUCCAAAAACAAGUAGAGACACUCAGUGUGGAUGAUGGCAAAGACCGUGUGUCGGUUGUUCAGUACAGCAGAGAUCCAACCGUCCAGUUCUAUCUGAACACUUACACCACAAAAAGAGAGGUCCUUGACAGUGUCAGAGGUUUGAGGCACAAAGGCGGACGACCCCUCAACACUGGAGCAGCUCUCCGGUACUUGAGGGAUAACGUCUUCACGGCCUCUGCCGGAAGCAGGCGUCCCGAAGGAGUUCCGCAGGUCCUAAUAUUGAUCACUGGUGGAAGAUCAUUUGACAGUAUUGAUGAACCAGCCUCUGCUCUCAAACAGCUGGGUGUCUUGACCAUUGCAAUUGGAACCCGAGGCUCUGACCCCAGAGAACUUCAGACCAUAACUGGCGAGCCCAGUCAUGCUGUAUCUGUGUCUGACUUCACUGACCUUCCCAUUGUUCAAGAACAGCUCUCCUCUGUAAUGAGCACAGUGCUAAUGAGAGUCACACCUUUGACCCCAACAGUGACUGGUAAGAACAUGAGCCAUCUUCAAAUUCCAGUGUCAUGGUAGAAAACAGUGUGAAAAGAAAGGAUAUGUGUUGUGCUGUGUUAAGUCAGCCAGUGGAUUGUUUUUGUUUUGUUUUUCAAAAUAGUUGUGGUUGCAAAGAAAGAGUUCAAUUUUACCAUGUUGCUUUUUAGCUGCAAAAUAUUUGAUUGACCAAGUUAAACAUAUGGUAAAUCUCAUGUCUCUUAGUGGUCAGACCGCCAGCAGGAAAGGAUGUGGUGUUUUUGCUGGAUGGAUCUGAUGCUACUAGAACUGGAUUCCCAGCUAUGAGAGACUUUGUCCAAAAACAAGUAGAGAC
Messenger RNA from Oreochromis niloticus (Nile tilapia), 12473 nucleotides. RefSeq lists its product as uncharacterized. NCBI's taxonomy places the organism in Eukaryota, Metazoa, Chordata, Actinopteri, Cichliformes, Cichlidae. The record is from RefSeq and is a predicted model, not a curated record.